UCACCGCUUUGGUAUUCGGUCACGGCGGUUGAACUCGGACAAGAGUCCCGUUCUUGAACUCGACCGAUCGAAAGAAUUGCCUCCUCAAAAGCUAGCUUUCUAGUUUUCUGCCGUUUCCGACAUCGCAUAUCUAGGAGGCCUCUACCAAUUGGUUGUACAAGUCUCACCGUCAACGAGAGCCUUCCCAAUCACGACCUUCUCAUGCUUACAGCCCCCACCUCCCGAGCCUAUGACGAAUUACCCUACCAGUCAACAGCGACUUGACUGAUUCUGCCGCCAAAGGUCCGGUGAAUUGUUUGCCUCACGAUCCACUUCCCAACGGCGCGUUCUUGCAGCCAGCGAUCCCAUUUCACGCGAGAAAGGCACCCGUGCGGCACUGUUCAGGCAAGUGGUUUAGGGAGAAAUAAGGCGCAACAAAGAAACAGUCAGCCUGUCAUGGCGAGGGACAGAGACAGCGACGGAUUGGGCGCCAACCAAUCAAAAAAGCCACCCGCCGCCGACGUGAGCGACCAACCACAGCAACAUCCUCCGCAGCAGCAGUACCGAGCGAAGGGCCAGAAACACGUCGUAGGUGGGCGUCCCCAUGCACGGAAUCCGUCCUCGAAGGGUGUCCAGAAACACCAUGCCGCUACGUCAACAGCGAAGUUGAAUCGAAGACACGGGUCGCUUUCCCCCGAUCGAGGACCCGGCGCCGCGAUUGCGUCCCAUCACCACCGCCGAGCGACCUCCGAGCUGAAACUGUCGCGCGACCCGUCGGCGUCCAAUCUCAAAAAGAACACCUCGCAAACAAACCUAAAGCGCAAUCGAUCGCAGGCCGAGGUUGGAAAAAAGACAAAGUCGGCCAUCAACCUCCAACGUUCCAUUUCGAGUCCCGCCGUUCACAAGCUGAGGUCCUCUGGAGGCUCCAAGGUCCAAUUCAAUCUCGGCGACGAGGAGCAAAACGGGGACCAAGACGACGACGACGAGUGGGUGGACGCCAGCACAUCUGCUUCGCCUCUGCUCUCCCGCCGCGGCUCUGCCGUCAGUUCCGCGUACACGACCAAUGCCGCAGCCGACGACGAAGAUUCGCUAUCCGGAUCACCGACGCCACACGCUGAGCUCCAGCGCACCUUGAGCAACGGGGCACAGAGCGAUUCGCAAAACGGCACGCAAAACGGCGCAACAGACGGCUCACAAUACUCCGUCAGCAGCCUUCCUCGGAACAAUAAGAUCGCGCACAACGAAUACCUCACAUCCCGAAUUCUAUCAAGAACCUCGUCGCACGGCGCUCCACCCAUGAUGUCGACCGAAAACGCCUCGGCCCGGCCGUCUUCCUUGCGGCAGCAGUCGCCUCCGGACUCGAGCCCCGGUCCGAGUCAAUACCUUUCCAACACCCCCGUUACCACAGCCCAGGCCCGGCCGGGUAGUAGCGGGAAGGCGGAGCUCACCUCUCGGUUCGUAGGAAACAACAGUCAGGAGCCGGGAUCUGGGAUAGCGGGUGAAUCGUUCAUGCUAGCUGCACAUAGGAAUGGGCCGCCGAGGGUGGGAAUAAAUAUCAAAGACGAGAUCAGCGUGCCCAAGCGACGGCGGUCUGCGGGUGCCCUAUCACAAGCGCGAGGCAUUGAUGCCCUGAACGCUCGUCGGGCAGCCGCAGAGAAUGCCAGCGACGACGAGGAAGAGGAGGAGCGCAUGGCGCGGGUGUCCCGUUCACGGCGGAGCGGCGAGUACGCCUUGCCGCGGGAGAUGAACAGAACCCAACAAAAGCUCAACCUGCAGCGCGCGAGCUCCAGCCUGGAACCUCCACACCCCCACCCGGGGAUAGGGAUGGGCCCGCCCAGCGUGACCGCCGGCACGGGGCCGCUCAUCGGCGUGCCGACCGCGUACGACGCGCGCGACCCGCGCGUCAACAAGGCGCUCGAGCGGACGGGCAUGGAAUACCUCACGGUGCGGCGCCACCUCAACCCGGUCGCCCGCUCCAUCGCCCGCGUCAUGCAGCUCCCGGGCCUCGAGAACAGCCGCCGCAUCCCCCGCCCGGGCACCGCCGCCUCCUCCCACCACGCCUCGCGCCUCUCGGAGCAGUACAACCCCAACAACCACCGCGACCGCGACCGCGACGCCAUCACCCGCAACUCCAGCAUGGCCGACCUCAUCAACGGCUCCGGCAGCGGGGGCCGCCGACCCCCCACACCACGAAGCGGCGGCGGCGGCGGUGGCGGCGGGGUGUUCUCGACCCUGCAGAGCGCCAGCUCCAGCCUCGGGACCGACGACGACGACGGCGCCAGCCGCAUGCAUGAGCGCCAGGGCCAUGUGCUGGGCAAUGGCCACGGCAAUGGCCACAGCCAUGCGCACGGCCACGGUCAUGGGUUGAGCGGGACCAGCCUGGUCGACGGCGCCGAGGACGCGGGCACGCUGGCGCUGCUGCGCAUGAUGUGGGAGAAGAAUAUGGAUCUGAGCGCCAGCCAGGACUAGAGCGACUGGCGGCUGCUACAGAGGGGUGAGGGGGUGGUGAUGGUGGGUGGGGGUGGUGGGGGUGGUGAUAGUGCAG
Molecule: messenger RNA, 2524 nt
Organism: Chaetomium fimeti
Lineage: Eukaryota; Fungi; Ascomycota; Sordariomycetes; Sordariales; Chaetomiaceae
Exons: 1
Coding region: 436-2448 (670 amino acids)
Cellular component (GO): fungal-type vacuole membrane; TORC1 complex
Source: RefSeq, a predicted model, not a curated record